UGCAAGUGAGACUUCGACAAUGCAAAAUAUUAUCAUCAUCAGCGCCAUCCUGGCAUGCGGGGCUGCCGCUCCUGCCUACCUCCUCAGCGAGCCAACCCACGUCAUCCACUCCGUGCCCCUCACUAAGUCCACAUACACCCAGAGCAGCCAAGUGGUCGACCACGGCAGCACCCACGUGCUCCACCCAGUCACUGCCAUCCACUCCAUUCCCGUCGUCCAUGCGAAGACCACCAUCACCAAAGCUGAUCACGUUGUGAGCCAUGGAGGUAGCUACGUGCACCCAGUUCACUCUUACGUCAUGCCCGUUCAUGAGGUCUACCAUUACCCGAAGACCACCAUUACCAAGAGCAACCAGGUUGUGAAUCACGGAGGUACUCAUCUAGUCCAUGCUCCCGUAGUCUCCGUGGCUCAUACUCCCGUGGUAUACCACUCCUCGCCUCUGGUGACCCUGAAGACUGGAGAUUCGGCUGUGACUCACCACAGUUCCACUGUCCAUGAAACUGUGCCAGUUGUGAAGUCAGCUUUAGUUGCUGUUCAUCAUUAAGUGUUUUUGUUGUU
Helicoverpa armigera (cotton bollworm) is the source of this 558-nucleotide messenger RNA. RefSeq lists its product as uncharacterized. The transcript has 2 exons. Bases 20 to 544 code for a protein of 174 amino acids. The record is from RefSeq and is a predicted model, not a curated record. NCBI's taxonomy places the organism in Eukaryota, Metazoa, Arthropoda, Insecta, Lepidoptera, Noctuidae.